GAUGCAGGUCUUGGGAGAACCAGUUCAGAAUCGCAAACUGGUGGCUGAGCUCACCCUGACGAACCCCCUGCCCGGCCCGCUGAGCGGCUGCGUCUUCACCAUGGAAGGCGCUGGUCUCACAAGAGGACAGAAGGUCCAGGAACUCGACAGCCCCGUCGGGCCGGGAGAGGAGGCCAAAGUGAGGGUGGACUUCGUGCCCCAGCAGUCCGGCCUGAGGAAGAUGGUGGUGGACUUCGAGAGCGACAAGCUGACGGGCGUGAAGGGCUACCGGAACGUCAUCAUCGCCCCGCUGUCGAAGUGAAGCCCACCUGGAAGACAAAGAGGCUGCUGAUCCAGCAA
Molecule: messenger RNA, 339 nt
Organism: Heteronotia binoei (common prickly gecko)
Lineage: Eukaryota; Metazoa; Chordata; Lepidosauria; Squamata; Gekkonidae
Product: protein-glutamine gamma-glutamyltransferase 2-like
Exons: 2
Coding region: 2-301 (99 amino acids)
Biological process (GO): peptide cross-linking
Molecular function (GO): protein-glutamine gamma-glutamyltransferase activity
Source: RefSeq, a predicted model, not a curated record